AUGAACAACGAAAUUUAUGAAACGCCCAAUCAAAGUGGAGAAUCAACUACCACCACUACGUCUACUGGAGUUGCUGUAGUAACCAAGCAAGGCGUUACAAGGGAAGAGCGCGAAUUCGUGAAAACCAGUUUUCUUUCCAAUUUCUAUCAAGGGAUUAGAAUUAUACUAAUCAGUACUGAGAACCUUGUGACUAGUUUAGAAGAAAGAAUAAGAUUUACACAAUAUCAACCAUGGCUAAGCUUUGACUCCCCAAAACCUGAGAUUUAUCCGUGCACAAUAGACCAGCAUAAGGAUAUUCUUUUUCUUACCGUUCCCUUAGCUUCAAUUGUUGAUAACCUAUCUGAAUAUUGUGCUAAUGAAUGUUUUAAGCCAGAAAAUAAAAAAAAAAACUUUCUUAAAACGGUUAUUACAAAGGUCCACCAAUUCAGACAUACGGUAAUUACGAACGAAAUAUCAAGGGAAUUUGGAAGCCGGGCAUUUACUCCAGAAGACAUUGAAACAUCUGAUGAUCUUGCAAACAUAAGAGAAAAGAUCAACAGAGCCAAGAAUACUGUGGGUUGCUUGAUCUUCAAGAAGAAUGCAAAUAAAAAGAUAUUAAAAAGGAUUAAUGGACCGCUAUUCUUUUGGAAGAGAAUCUCAUGUAUAGGAGGAAAGGAGAGACAAGCUUUAAGAUAUCUUGAGCAGUAUGAGGUAAAUACUUACAAGCGACUUUAUUGCUGCGCCAUGAAACUGAGGUUGGUCUGUUGCCUAAGAUGGAUCAGCAAAAUAUUAUGCCUUGUUCCCUUUGCAUUGGGAAUACUGUUAUUAAGUAAUCUUUCACUCGGGCCUUUUGGUUGGAAUCCACUGACUAUUUUAUCUAUGGGAGUACCUCUCAUAGGUCCUAUAUUGGAACGGCAAUUCUUUUCAGAACUUGAUCCAUUGAUUGUUUCCAGUUAUAUGAAGACAUUUCGGUUAAAGCCGUGGAACGAAGACGAAGAACCCAAAUCCAACUACAAGGUAAUAGAUGCCCUCAAGAACUACAUUAGAAGUUUUAGGAAAAAAAACAAGAUGCAACCGAACCAGAUUACACGAGCUGACACAUCUUUCCAUAUUGAGUAA
Molecule: messenger RNA, 1098 nt
Organism: Naumovozyma castellii
Lineage: Eukaryota; Fungi; Ascomycota; Saccharomycetes; Saccharomycetales; Saccharomycetaceae
Exons: 1
Coding region: 1-1098 (365 amino acids)
Source: RefSeq, a predicted model, not a curated record